Tinamus guttatus (white-throated tinamou) is the source of this 1329-nucleotide messenger RNA. NCBI's taxonomy places the organism in Eukaryota, Metazoa, Chordata, Aves, Tinamiformes, Tinamidae. The record is from RefSeq and is a predicted model, not a curated record.
CUGUCCUCUUUGCCCGCAGCUGACAUCAGCCUUGCAGACUGGGGUCGCAAGGCCAUUGAGAUCGCAGAGAAUGAGAUGCCGGGGCUGAUGAAGAUGCGGGAGAUGUACGCGGCGUCGAAGCCGCUGAAAGGUGCCCGCAUCGCAGGGUGCCUUCAUAUGACUGUGCAGACGGCGGUUCUCAUCGAGACCCUUUUAGAGCUGGGAGCUGAGGUCCAAUGGUCAAGCUGUAACAUUUUCUCAACUCAGGACCAUGCGGCAGCUGCUAUUGCAAAAGCUGGUAUCCCUGUGUUCGCCUGGAAAGGGGAGACGGACGAGGAGUACCUGUGGUGCAUUGAGCAGACCUUGUACUUCAAGGAUGGCCAGCCCCUCAACAUGAUUUUGGAUGAUGGUGGAGAUCUUACCAACCUGGUCCAUACCAAAUACCCACAGCUUCUGAAAGGAAUUAGAGGUAUUUCAGAGGAGACAACCACUGGAGUUCAUAACCUGUACAAGAUGAAGGCCAAUGGGACCCUGAAAGUGCCAGCCAUCAAUGUUAACGACUCUGUCACGAAGAGCAAGUUUGAUAACCUUUACGGUUGCCGAGAGUCCCUCAUUGAUGGCAUCAAACGUGCUACAGAUGUCAUGAUUGCUGGAAAAGUGGCAGUGGUAGCAGGUUAUGGUGAUGUGGGCAAAGGCUGUGCUCAGGCCCUGCGGAGCUUCGGAGCCAGAGUCAUCAUCACUGAAAUCGAUCCCAUCAACGCACUGCAGGCAGCUAUGGAAGGUUAUGAAGUUACAACUAUGGAGGAGGCCUGCAAAGAAGGCAAUAUUUUUGUUACCACCACUGGAUGCACUGACAUUGUUCAGGGCGGGCACUUUGAGCAGAUGAAGGAUGAUUCAAUAGUGUGUAAUAUUGGCCAUUUUGAUGUGGAAGUUGACGCAAAGUGGCUGAAUGAAAAUGCAGUAGAGGCUGUGAAUGUUAAGCCCCAGGUGGAUCGGUACACGCUGAGGAACGGCCGCCACAUUAUACUGCUAGCAGAGGGCAGACUAGUCAACUUGGGCUGUGCCAUGGGUCACCCGAGCUUCGUUAUGAGUAAUUCCUUCACCAACCAAGUGUUGGCACAGAUCGAGCUGUGGACCAAUAGUGACAAAUACUCUGUUGGAGUCCAUUUUCUUCCAAAGAAGCUGGAUGAAGCUGUGGCUGCUGCACAUUUGGAUAAGCUGUGUGUGAAGCUGACAAAGCUGAGUGAGAAGCAGGCCAAAUACCUAGGCUUAUCAAAAGAUGGGCCAUUCAAGCCAGAUCACUACAGAUACUGAGCAGGUGGCACUACCCAAAGAACAACAUGCAGGGAU